GUAUGGACUUCGAGGCCUCCCCACCGGGUAGCACCAACGAUGAAGAAACAUCACUUCCCUGCGCCGGAGAUCUCUUUCAUCCUCCCUAAGGCGUCCACCGCCGCCUUCGUCCUCCUGCCGAUAUCGCUGAUCGCGGUCAUCUUCCUCGUCGUCCAGCCCGACGAGUCGUGGCUGCAGUCGCUGGUCCCGGGCGGUUGCGAGCCGCGGCGCUCCGACCUGGCUGACCCCGCCGCCGCGGCGCCGCUCGAGCCGGAGCUGCGCAUCUUCGUCGGGAUCCUUACCAAGCCGGAGACGUACGAGCGGCGGCACCUGCUCCGCAACGCGUACGCGCUGCAGCCGAGCGUGAGCAUCAACGCCCGCGUCGACGUCCGCUUCGUGCUGUGCAACCUGACCAAGGAGGAGCAGCGGGUGCUGGUGGCGCUGGAGAUCCUGCGCUACGACGACAUCGUGAUCCUCGACUGCGCCGAGAACCUGAACGACGGCAAGACCUUCACCUACUUCUCCAGCAUGCCGAAGCUGUUCAACGGCACCGGGGGAGGGAAGCCGCCCUACGACUACGUGCUGAAGGCGGACGACGACUCGUACAUAAGGGUGGACGCGCUGGCGCAGACGCUCAAGGAGAUGCCGAGGGACGACCUGUACAUGGGUUUCUACAUCCCCUGCAAGAACAUCUCGGAUCCGGACGGGUGGAUGACGGGGAUGGCGUACGCGCUGUCGUGGGAUCUGGUGGAGUGGAUCUUGGAGUCGGAGAUCCCCAGGAACAACAAGGUGCACCACCCGCUGGGGGAGGACGUGGUGCUCGCCUACUGGCUCAGGGACGGCAACCGGGGGAAGAACCGGGUGGACGUGAACCCCCGGAUGUACGACAUCUACUACGACAAUGGCCCCUGCUACAGUCGCCCCUUCAUCCCCGACACCAUCGUGGUGCACCGCCUCAAGGACAACCCCCGGUGGGCGGCGACGCUGGCUUACUUCAACGUCACACAGGGCCUCAAGCCCUCCAAGCUCUACCACAUCCAUUGACUGCAGCAGACAGCUGCAGUAGUCUCUUCUUCCUCCUUGGCCACCUACUUCUUACUAGCUCUCUGCAUGCCUGCUUCUUCUGAUCAUUCCUGUACUCUCUAUGUUUUCUGCUAUCAAACAGCGUCAUAUUGCCAUGCUGAAAAUA
This is a messenger RNA of Musa acuminata AAA Group (dessert banana), 1168 nucleotides long. RefSeq names its product beta-1,3-galactosyltransferase pvg3-like. Gene Ontology annotation, cellular component: Golgi membrane. The record is from RefSeq and is a predicted model, not a curated record. NCBI's taxonomy places the organism in Eukaryota, Viridiplantae, Streptophyta, Magnoliopsida, Zingiberales, Musaceae. Gene Ontology annotation, molecular function: hexosyltransferase activity. Bases 40 to 1023 code for a protein of 327 amino acids. The transcript has a single exon.